Messenger RNA from Aethina tumida (small hive beetle), 2868 nucleotides. RefSeq lists its product as uncharacterized. Lineage: Eukaryota; Metazoa; Arthropoda; Insecta; Coleoptera; Nitidulidae. The record is from RefSeq and is a predicted model, not a curated record. Gene Ontology annotation, molecular function: DNA helicase activity. The transcript has 4 exons. Gene Ontology annotation, biological process: telomere maintenance; DNA repair. The coding region runs from base 1 to 2868 and encodes 955 amino acids.
AUGCCAUGUCGUAUGUUCGUCAUUAUGCGUUAUUAUACAGCAGAUUUGUUCAUCACAUUUACAUGCAAUCCACACUGGAUAGAAAUCAAGCAGGAGUUAUUCCCUGGGCAAUCACCCAUUGAUCGUCAUGAUAUUACAGCCAGAGUCUUUAGACAAAAGUUGAAAUCUUUGAUGGAUUUCAUCGUAAAACAUCAUGUGUUUGGUGAGACACGCUGCUGGAUGUAUUCUGUGGAGUGGCAGAAACGAGGAUUGCCACAUGCACUCAUUUUGAUUUGGUUGGUUGAAAAGAUAAGGCCAAAUGAAGUUGAUGCAGUGAUAUCAGCUGAAAUCCCUAAUGUACAAGUAGAUCCUGGAUUGCAUGAGGUAGUUAUCAAAAACAUGAUACAUGGUCCCUGUGGAACUCUUAAUCAAAAUUCACCGUGUAUGAUGGAUGGUAAAUGUUUGAAACGAUAUCCACGGACAUUAAUAUCGGAAACAAUUACUGGUAAUGACGGUUAUCCACUGUAUCGUCGCCGAUCGACAGCAGACAAUGGAAGAUUAACAAUUGUAAAAAUAAAUCAACAAGAUAUUGAGAUAGAUAAUCGCUGGAUUGUUCCAUAUUCACCCAUUUUAUCAAAGACCUUCAAAGCACACAUCAAUGUUGAAUCUUGCCAUUCAGUGAAAUCUAUUAAAUACAUUUGCAAAUAUGUAACCAAAGGGAGUGAUAUGGCUGUGAUUGGAAUUGGUGCAGAGAAUUCCAAUGAUGAAGUUACUCAAUACCAAAUGGGCCGCUAUGUUAGUACUGUGCAUUUAGAAAAUGGACAAAGAGUGUAUUUUACAGCAGAGAACGCAGGUCAAAGAGCUGCUCAGCCACCAUCUACUACAUUAACAAAUUUUUUUGAGACAUGUCAAAACGAUAAUUUCGCACAAACAUUGCUAUAUUCUGAAAUGCCAAAAUAUUAUACUUGGAAUCAAUCCUCAAGGAGAUUUAUACGACGGAAACAAGGAAAACCAGUACCAGGAUACCCAGAUGUAUAUUCCACCGAUGCGAUUGGUCGAAUUUAUUCAGUACAUCCAAGCAAUGGUGAAUGUUUUUAUUUACGACUGCUAUUAGUCAAUGUACGUGGCCCAACAUUAUUCCAACAUUUACGAACUGUUGAUGGUGAAUUGUGUGGAUCCUACAGAGAAGCCUGUCAACGUUUACAAUUGCUAGAAAAUGACGCUCAUUGGGAUCAAACUUUCAGUGAUGCUGUAAUAUCUUCACACGCUCAUCAAAUACGAACAUUGUUUUCUAUAAUCAUAUCUACAUGCUUCCCAUCAAACACAAUUGAUUUGUGGAUCAAGUACAAAGAUUAUAUGUGUGAUGAUAUUUUGUAUCAAAUACGGAUUAGAAUGGGAAAUCCAAAUAUGCAAAUCAGUGAAGAAAUUUACAACGAAGCAUUGAUUUCAAUUGAAGACAUGUGCUUGGCCGCGCCCAAUCGUCCAAUGCAUGAUGCUUUUAACCAAGAGUUGCACCGAGAAAAACUGUAUGAUCUCAACACUUUGAAAGAAUUAAUUCAAACAAAUCUUCCACUGUUGAAUGAACAACAGAGGUAUGCAUUUGAUACUCUUAUGAAAGUAACAAAUGAUGAAACUGGGGGGAUUUACUUCUUAGAUGCACCUGGUGAACUCUGCAAUGGCAAAGGUAAAAAAUCUUUGGAGGCUUUAGACAGAACCUUAAAAGAUCUACGGAGCAAUCAGAACCGAUUUGGUGGUGCAAUGAUUUUAUUAGCAGGAGAUUUUCGUCAAACAUUGCCAGUGAUUCCACGAUCAACGCCAGCUGAUGAACUCAACGCAUGUCUAAAGUCAUCCAAUUUGUGGAAAUAUGUCAAAGUACUUCAUUUAAGCAAGAAUAUGCGUGUUGAGUUGCAAAAUGACCAAUCUGGAAACAUAUUCUCUAAACAACUCAUUGACAUUGGUAAUGGCAAUUUUCCUAUUGACAUGUUGACUGGAUGCAUUAACUUUCCUCAAAGUUUUUAUCAUUUAACUCAAUCAAAAGAAGAACUCAUUCAGAAGGUAUUUUCAGAUGUUGCUCAAAAUUACAGAAACCAUGAUUGGUUAAGCGAACGAGCUAUAUUGGCAGCCAAAAACAUUGAUGUAAAUGAAUUAAAUUUCAAAAUUCAAGAACUAAUUACAGGCGAAUCGAGGAUAUAUAAAUCAGUUGAUUCGGCAACUAACCAAGACGAUGUAGUUAACUAUCCACCGGAAUUUUUAAACUCGCUGGAUUUGCCAGGAUUGCCACCUCACAAUCUUCAAUUAAAGGUUGGAUCGGUAAUUAUAAUGUUGCGAAAUAUCAACCAACCGUGCCUUUGCAACGGCACACGGUUAGCGAUAAAAAAACUACUAAACAACGUGAUAGAAGCAACCAUAUUGAAAGGAAAGUAUAAAGGAGAAGAUGUUCUCAUACCGAGCAUCCCAAUGAUUCCGACUGUUGUGCCAUUUGAGUUUAAACGACUACAGUUUCCAGUGCGGCUUGCUUUUGCUAUGACCAUAAACAAGUCCCAGGGGCAAUCAUUAAGUGUUUGUGGUAUUAAUUUGGAAAACCCAUGUUUCUCACAUGGUCAAUUGUAUGUUGCCUGUUCCCGUAUUGGAAAACCAUCAGAUUUGUUUGUCUAUGCACCAGGUAUGUCGGAGGUUUCAUGUGAAACGCAAGUAGUACUGUUGGUUGCAUACAUACAAUACUUGGACGGAAUCAGUGGAAGUGCUAAGCAGGGGAUGGUACUCGAACAGAGGGUGACGGUAGAGGAGACCUUCGAGGGCGGACAGUUAAGUUCCGUUAGGGAAGCUGAGUAUAACCGUCGGGUUCACCGCGUUUCAUGCGACUCUGAAUUGUUUGACUAUUGCUUAUAA